AUGCCCGUCCGCAUUCCCGCUACCACCAGGACUGAGGUCUUCUGCAUGGGUGCUGCUGGCGUCACUGGCUUCGCCCCCUUCUACCUGAUGGCACCCGGUGCUGAGGAGCGCCUCUCGCGGCAGACAGUCAAGUGGGCUCCCCGCUGGGAGCGCAACAUCACCUUCUUCAGGAACCCCGUAGAGAGGGGUAUCCAGAGAAUCUCACCGCCCGUCGAGCGGACCGUCAAGAGGAUCGAACACCGUCUUCCCUUGGAGAAGGCGGCCAAGAAGACAGACAUGAGCAUCAAGAGGAACCUCGACAGGUUGGGCAUCAAGCACACCUAA
This is a messenger RNA of Chaetomium globosum CBS 148.51, 324 nucleotides long. RefSeq lists its product as uncharacterized. The transcript has a single exon. NCBI's taxonomy places the organism in Eukaryota, Fungi, Ascomycota, Sordariomycetes, Sordariales, Chaetomiaceae. The record is from RefSeq and is a predicted model, not a curated record. The coding region runs from base 1 to 324 and encodes 107 amino acids.